This is a messenger RNA of Anopheles gambiae (African malaria mosquito), 1176 nucleotides long. RefSeq names its product enhancer of split malpha protein. The transcript has a single exon. The record is from RefSeq and is a predicted model, not a curated record. NCBI's taxonomy places the organism in Eukaryota, Metazoa, Arthropoda, Insecta, Diptera, Culicidae. Gene Ontology annotation, biological process: sensory organ development; Notch signaling pathway. Bases 204 to 755 code for a protein of 183 amino acids.
CGGGCCCGAAUUCUACAUCAAACGCAUUCGAUCAGCUCAACAGCGAACAACGCAACGCAACGUUCGAUAAAAACGACUCAGCGUUUUUACACACAAACAAACAGCUUCGAACGGUUCGAAAAACCAGUUUCUUGCGAAAGCGCAACGUGUGAUAAGUGAAGUUUACCUUGUGAUAACGUCAGCAAACAAACAAAACAAACAACAUGCAUUCGUACGCCGUGAACAACGCCGCCAACCUGGCCGUCUGCAACAGCAACAACAGCAUCAACGAGAACCGCUACAACAGCGAGAAGCUCGCCAAAUCGUCCGCCGUCUACCGGCUGAAGAAGAUCCUGAAGCCGCUGGUGACGCUGCUGAAGAGCAACAAGAGCAACAAGUCGUCGGCAAAGUCGUGCCACCACGCACAGGUUGACCAGCGCCGCUCGAUCAUCAGCUACAUCGACGAGUACGACUGCGACUACGACAACUCCGCCAACGAGCGCCUGGAAGCGGAGCUGGUCGCCGAGCUGGAGCAGUGCCACGCCACCGAUGCCGCCAUCCUGGUGCUCGAGGAGCAGCAGCUCCGCCUGCAGCCCGUCCUGCCCGAGGAGCUCUACGUCCCGGUACACUUUGCCCGCACCGAGGCCGGCACCUUCUUCUGGACGACCAUGCCAGCCCGCGAGGUCGACGAGGAUCUGAUUCAGCCGGCGCACUGCUACAGCGAGGAGAAGCAGUACGCCCAGCAGGCGUACGCCGACCGUUGGGCCCAGGCCUAAGGUGCCCCACAAACCAACCAACCCGCCGCAACCGCCCGUCAGCAAUCGCGCCCCGAAUCGCCAGUGAUACUCCAACGUGGGGCUCCAACCUGCCAGCACGUGGCGGUGCAACAGCGGAACAACAAAACUCACGAUCUCUUCCGAGUGCUUCGCGCACCAUUCCUCGGACCGUCUUGCUUGCAGCCCGUCUAGCAAGAAUGUGUGCACGGGGAGCCGAAACCGAUGAUGAUGAUGGUACAGCUUUAAUAGGUUUAGUUUAGGGUCCGUUAGCUUUUUUUUCGUGAUCUUGUGAUAGUAGGGUUAGAAAAACACGGUCUUCCAGCAUUGUGAUGAUAAUCAAUGUGUCUUCCAAUUUUGUUUGUAAGCAAAAUCUGAUAGAUGAUAUUAACAGAAUACAAAACACGCCUCAAAAAACAAAACU